This is a messenger RNA of Microplitis mediator, 2802 nucleotides long. It is a transcript of the gene P58IPK, whose product is annotated as dnaJ homolog subfamily C member 3. Lineage: Eukaryota; Metazoa; Arthropoda; Insecta; Hymenoptera; Braconidae. Bases 179 to 1624 code for a protein of 481 amino acids. Gene Ontology annotation, cellular component: endoplasmic reticulum. The record is from RefSeq and is a predicted model, not a curated record. Gene Ontology annotation, molecular function: misfolded protein binding; protein-folding chaperone binding. The transcript has 6 exons. Gene Ontology annotation, biological process: protein folding in endoplasmic reticulum.
ACAGUGUGUGUUGGACCAAUCACGUAAGACCACGAUCGCAAUGUCUGUGUGGCUUUAUAGUUUUGUCGUACUAACUCACAGAUAAGUGAUUAUUCCACAACAAGCAACUAAACAUAACUAGUGUAUAUAUUUUAAAUAAUAAAACAUCAUCAUUUAUAAAAAAUUUAUAAAAUUUAAAAUGUUUCCUUGUGGCUUAAUAUUUAUUUUACUAAAUCUUUAUUCAGACGUGGGUGGCAGCGUAUCACAACGUGAUAUCGACAAGCAUUUGGAGAUGAGUCGUAAUUUUUUGGUGAGAGGACAACUCCAAGAUGCGUUGACACAUUGUCAUGCUGCUGUUGAUGGAGAUCCUAAUAAUUAUAGAGCGUACUAUCAAAGAGGUAUCGCGUAUUUCGCGUUGGAGAAACCGAAAUUUGCGCUGCAAGAUUUCGAUAAAGUUCUAGAACUUAAACCAGACUUUAUUGCUGCUAGAUUCCAGCGUGCUAAUGUUUUAUUUAAACAAGGGCAGUUUGAUAAAGCUGCUAAAGAUUAUCAGCAUGUGUUGGAAGUUGAGCCAUCGAAUGAUGAAGCGCUGAAAAAUUAUUACCUGAUAGAUGAAGUUCGUGACAAUAUUGAGCAAGCAAAGGCGCUAAUACACAGCGGGCGACACUAUGAAGCCGUUGAUCUAAUCACCACGGCAAUAGAAUUGUGUCCUUGGAAUGCUGAAUUACGUGAACUAAGAGCUGAAUGUCAUGUUGCUAACAAAGAUUAUAUGAAUGCCGUAAAUGAUUUCCACUCAGCAACAAAAUUACUGUCCGAUAACACUGAAGGAUUAUUGAAAUUAUCAAACUUUCUUUAUCGCCUUGGUCAUGUUAGUGAGUCAUUAAAUGAGAUAAGAAGCUGUUUAAAACGUGACCCAGAACACAAAGAAUGUUUCAAGUUUUACAAAAAAAUAAAAGACGUCGCUAAAAAUCUUGAUGAGGCCUCACUGGCUGAAGAGUCACAUGAUUAUCCAAAGUGUGUUAAAACGGCACAGAAAGCUCUCAAGCUUGAAACUGAUAUUGAUAAUGUUAAAUUGAAAGCUUAUCAGUCAUUGUGCAAAUGUAUGCCACACACUGAUCCUACUGGGGCUGUUAAAAAUUGCCAGCAAGCUUUAAAAAUCCAUAAAGAUCAAACUUUGCUGUGCGAUAGUGCUGAAGCUUAUCUUGCUGCUGAGAUGUACGAGGAUGCCAUAGCAGAUUUGAAAGAAGCUCUAGAAAUAGACCCGCACUUCCAGCGAGCCAAGGAGUUGCUCCAGACAGCCCAGCAGCGUCAAAAAAUGUCCGAAUCCCGCGACUACUACAAGAUCCUCGGAGUAGCGCGAAAUGCUCCGAAGAAAGACAUCGUCAAGGCGUACCGUAAAGCUGCGCAGACGUGGCACCCGGACAACUUCCAGGACGGCGAGGAGAAGAAACGAGCGGAGAAAAAAUUCAUCGACAUCGCGGCCGCUAAAGAAGUUCUUACAGACCCUGAAAAACGGGCGAAAUUCGAUCGCGGUGAAGACCCUCUCGACCCUGAGUCCGGUAAACAUCCGUCGGGUUUCAAUCCCUUCCAGGAGUUCCAUCAAUUCCAUGGCUCGCCCUUCCAGUUUAAAUUCCAAUUCAACUAAAAUUUUUAACCGCCACAAUUAACGACUCUUGACUCACUAAUAAAAUAAAAAUUCAUAUAUAUACAUACAUAUAUAUGAAAAUUAAUAGUUAACGACUAGACACACGGGUUUAUUAUUUAUUUUGUUUAUUUAAAAUAAAACCUUUGUGAUAAUUAGUCGGUUAUUUAAAUUUAAACUACAGAGUGUGAAAUUAUUUUUAAUUAUCAGGAUUUUUUAAUCGUUUAUUGACUGAACACGACCAUUUUUAAAUCAACAAAUAUACUCGUGUAUGUACAUAUGCGUAUAUAGUUUGUAGAUAAAUAGUUUAAUAAUAAAAUAACAGCUGUGCAAUUAUCAUUAAUUACAUUAAAGACUUUGUAGACAUAUUUAGUCUAAUUAUUUUAUCUACGCGCAGGCUCUUAAAUUUUAAAUUGAGAGUUUGUCGUAAGUCAAAUUUAUGUUAAAAAAACUUUAAUAUCUAAACGGUCAGUCGUAUAAAAAAAUUCUUCUAGUAAAAAAUGUACAUUUUUUUAUGGAGAACAAAAAAAGUAUCUUUGAAUUUAUCGAUAUAUCGCAAACUAAUCGAGAUAAUUGAGAAAUUAGCUCUGCGUGUCAUAUUUUCAAGUGAUUAACGUGAAGAGGACUUUUGAUUGCGAUUAUCUCGGAAUCUAAUCACGAUAUCGCAAAAUUUAAAGAGAACUUUUUUGUUCUGCAUAAAAAAACGAACAUUUUUUAUUUGAAAAAUUUUUUUGUCGGAUUGACUGUUUCGGGUGUAGAAGCAUUUGAACGUAAGUUUGAUAGGAGGAAAUUAUUUGACAUGAAUUAUGUAUGCAAAGUCUUGUGUAAUUUUUCGACUAUUGAUCCUGAUAGAUUUUAAAACUGAAUUUGUAUAGUAAUAAUAAUGAACCGAUGUAAUUAGAUGAAUUAUAAGAGGUUUAAAGCGAUGUACAUACCAUUAUUUUUAGUCAGAAUCUUCCAUGAGGGUUUUGUCGACUGUCAUCUAGCUAUUAUAGUUAUAAAUAUAUUAAUUAACAAAGUUAUAAAUAUAUACAUAUAUAAAUAUUGCUUAAUAUUAAUUUUAAUACAAUGUAAGUGCUGUGCGCGUGUUUGAUGAGUUUCUAAUGUAUAUAAAUUUUAAGAUAAAUAUUGUACUGCUAUAAAUUUGUUUAAAUAUAUUUAAAUAAUUUAUACAUUUAAAA